UGCUACAGGUGGCCACAUAACUGCACAAAAACAUUUGCUGCCGUUAAAAAAGUGCUCUGACUGUGACAUUUCAGUGCUGGCAGUGUGCUUUUUUUCAGCCAAGUCAACAUGAUGAAAUUAAUUUCCUUUUUGUGUCAAUUUGUGCUUUUUUUUAUUUUUUAAAAACCUAACAUUAAUAUUUUCUUUGGAGCAUAGUCAGCUACCGCCCCUUUUCAUUCAUUCUGCUGAUGUCGCUCCGAGUUUUCCUGUGUAUCUGCAUAAUGUUGGUUCCUCUCCCCAAAUAUUCGUCCUUGUCCGUCUGCCGUCCUGUCCCUGUCUCUUGCUCCCUCUUUGCACCUCCCAUGCAUAUCUCAUGCACUCCUCACCCACCCACUCGAUUUGCUGGGCUCUUUUAAGAGUGACAGUACUGUAUGCACAGGCUGAAAACAACUGAUGAAGGGGUACGUCACGGCUACAGAGGGAGGGACAGAGAGGAGAGGAGGAGAGCAAAUGAGGAACAGAGACGGGGAGGGAAGGAGAGAGAGAGGGAGUACAGAGGGAUAUAUUGACUCAAAGCUGGUCUAGAUGCUCCAUAGAGUGUGGGAGACAGAGGAGGUGAGAGCAGGCAAGAUGGAGUGCUGGCACAGAUGAAGAUUGUCCCUGGUACAGUCAAACAGCCUAGAUGAGUGUGUCCAAGCCACCGCCACCGCCCUCCACCUCCCACCUAGCCAUCCCCCCUCCUUCCGCCUCCGCCCCUUCCUCCUCCGCCUCCUCUCCCUUGGCAACGCCCCACUCCGCCGCGCCUCCCCCGCCCUCUCCGGUCAAGAUCUCUAUGCAGGAGCACUUUGCCAUAAACGUUUGCCCGGGGCCCAUCCUCCCCAUCCCGCAGAUCUCCGACUUCUUCCCCCGUUUCCACGACUACCCCUGCACGCCGCCGCCCCCCAGGGAGAAGAAGAUCCUAAAAGAGGAGACCUUCAAUGGGGAGACGGGCGGAGGUCACCUGGAUGGGGAGAGACGAGGGGAAACCGAGGGCAAUGGGGAGGAGGCGCUGGACUCCGAUGAUGAUGACACCUAUCUUGGAACGCUCGAAUUCACGCUGUUGUUUGAUCAAGAAAACAACUGCCUCCAUUGUACUAUUCACAAGGCAAAGGGUCUGAAAGCCAUGGACUCCAAUGGGCUGGCUGAUCCAUACGUCAAGCUCCAUCUUCUUCCAGGAGCAAGCAAGGCAAACAAGCUACGCACAAAGACCCUGAAGAAUACUCUGAAUCCAGUGUGGAACGAAACGCUCAUUUAUCACGGCAUCACAGGAGCUGACAUGACCACAAAAACGCUCAGACUGUGUGUAUGUGACAUGGACAGACUUGGACGAAAUGAAUUCAUCGGAGAAGUGAGAGUGGCUCUGAAGAAACUGAAAGAGGGUGAAAGCAAACGUUACAAUAUGGGCUUGGAGAGAAUUGCACAGAAUAAAGAAGCCAACAACCAGUUAGUGGAUCAAGGAGCAGUUGUUGCAGAAGAGGAGCGAGGCCGUAUCCUGGUGUCACUGUGUUACAACACAGAGAAGAGCUGCCUGCUGGUGGGGAUCAUUCGCUGUGCUCAUUUGGCUGCCAUGGACUCCAACGGCUACUCCGACCCUUUCGUCAAAAUCAUCUUACAGCCAGACAUGGGCAAAAAGUCUAAGUACAAGACCUCAGUGAAGAAGAAGACUCUUAAUCCGGAGUUCAAUGAGGAGUUUUCAUAUGAAGUAUCCUUGGAUCAGCUGGCAAAGAAGACCCUUGAGAUCUCUGUGUGGGACUACGACUUGGGAAUGAGCAAUGAUUUCAUAGGAGGAGUGGAGCUGGGCAUCAAUGCGAGCGGACAAAGACUCAAACAUUGGUUUGAGUGCCUCAAAAACAAAGGGAAGAAAGUUGAAUACUGGCACACUCUCACGCAGCAAGGAGCUCCGAGCAGCGACAAGCCAGACUAAAAGACGCCAAACGCCCGUCCAAACAAAGACACUCUCACACGCAUACACGACUGUCUGACUAAACGAUGGUUGAUGAAGUCCAAACUGCAAAGACAAGGGAUAAAACGUGCAAUAACGAAAAAGAAGAAAAUUAAAUCCUGUAGUGCUGUUAAAAAAACGGCACAGAGUAUUAGUAUAAAUAUAUACUAAUGUUAAUGAUAAGUUGUAACCUGGAUAUAUUUUCCUUCGCAGGUAAGCAAAAUUGUAAUAAUGUCGUCAUUAAAGCGUUGACAUUACAAAUUGUGGUAAAACCUCACCGUAUUGUGGAAGUCACUCAUACUCACCUGAUUUGACACCUAAUAGGCCGAUUUGAGGCUAAGAUGCUCAAAGGUCGUGGGGUGUCAUCGAGCUGUGCGCCCUUGUGACUCAUAACGUGACAUGUAGUUGCAGGAGUGGGAAUGUUGUCUGUUUUCGUGUCUGUCAAUCUGAUGCAAAACAGCACAUCAUUGUUAUACUGUAAAGCACAAAAUGAUCCAUUUGGUGGAUUGGUACCUUUACUUUUUUCAGUAUCGUCUUUUUAUGGUCUGUGGUGAUCUGCCACCUUUUUGUCGGCCGGUAAUUUGUCAGCAUGUGUGUUUGUGUGAGUGUAGAGGUUAUGAAAUAUGAGUGCCUACAUUUCUCUGUGUGUGCAGUUCUGUGUUUGUCUGUAUUCUCUUCAUGUCCUGUUCGAAAAAAAAAAACAAAAACUAUUAUUAUGUUCAACUCUGGAACUACUGAGGUGUGAAAAAAUGUUUGACAUGAGAUGAUAAAGAAAUUCCUUGCGACCGCCACAAGGCUCAGGAGUGUUUCAGGCUGUCAGAAACGUGCCGUCUCUCAGUCCCGCAGGGAUCUCAGCAAGGAAAGAUGUCCUGAUGCACGACGUCUGACUGCUCCUUUUGAAUUUUCAAACUAAAGAACAAAGUUAUUGGAUGUACUGCUCACUCCUGUACUUUGUCGCACCAUUUAUAAAUCCAGAAUCCCAUUCCAUUAAAGAGAAUUUACAGUUUAUACUGUGAUUCAAGUUCUGCUCCAACAGAGACAAACGAUCCAACAUUUUCUUCCUACAAGGCGAUGGUUUACACUUAUUUGGUAAACACUAUGAGUUUUUAUCGGUGUGGUUGUUUCUCGAUACAAAAAAGUCCCCAAACUGUCAACAAUACUGGUGCACUUUGACAUAAGAAAAUAAGAAAGUGAAAUUUAGUUGAAAAUGAGGAAAAUGUUCUGUUGAUCCCACUACUCCUAAUCUAUUAGAAAUAAUGGUAAAUAAAUCCCAUUAUAUCUAGAUUGCACUUUUAUUAAGGCUAUGGUCAUAUAUCCCAUAAUGCCACCGCACAGCGGCCUAAAUGCAAGUUUUUUAGGUAAUUUGGCAGGUAGCCAUGCGGCGACAUUUGUAAUUGGGAGGCGGCAGUCGCAUUUUUAGAUGCCGGUCAGAGGCUGCCCGGGUCCAUUUCGAGGUCGCAGUCCAAAGACAGACGGGGAUGACGCCAUUAUGAAAUCGGGCGAUAGCUGGGUGACCACAGGUCGGUGGCAGCCAGAAUUCCCGGCCACCAGCAGAUCUGACUUGAGGAUCAAUGCAUUCUCACUCCCAACUCAUCACAUAUGGACAUAUGCUUCAGGUCCCCUCCGCGUCCCCACUCUCCGGGUCACAAAUCGAUCCUGGUCCGAGGGCUGCUUGGUACCGGGCCACAGGCAGGACAAAAAUAUAAAUGCUAAUCAAAGGUCCCCAACCCUUGGGACGCGGACCAGUUCCGGUUCACCUUUAACAUCGCAAACACGUCUCAAGGAAUUUCCUCAUUCCAUCGCACACACAAAUAUUUCAAGGGAUCUCAACAUCCCAACUGCACAGCAUAACAUUCAAAAGACUGAAUUGGACCCUGACAAACCCCCCACCUCUAUUCCUACAACAAAACAACCUUCCUUCCACACUUUUAAACAAUAGAUGCGAAAACAUUGCACUUACAACGUCACCUGCACUCAUGAGGAAAGGUACUUGGGCCAAUACACAGCACAUUGCAAAUCAGACCAUCUAUACUCCCCAUAUAGAGGCAUGGCUGGUUUGUGUAUACUUGACUGAACAUCAUAGAGGAGUGCCUGAUCUCCCUUCUCCAGACGCUGGCACGUCCCCUAACUUAAGGCGGUACAGGUUCCACAUCCAGUAUCGUGUUCCAAGGGUUGUGAACCAGCCAGCAAGUCAAAAAAUGACAAGUUGUCAGAAAUUGACGUGGAGGGGCCCGAAACAUAUGUCCAUAUAUGGCGAGUUGGGAGUGGGAAUGUGUAGGGAGGAUGUGUAAAAGUCUCCGGACGGUGACCGUCCAUAUCAAGUGCCACCUGACUGCCGAUGUCUACCACGCCAACGAUUUUCAAAAAAAUCCGGCAGCAGCGUGAAACCUUGAAUAUUUUACAGAUGCCUCUCCAUUGCAGUGGCAGUUGUAUUUGUGACCGUAGCAUUAACUGGAUGUAUUUCUGCAUAAUACGUGUGUUAAAAAAGACUAAUGAGAUCUCUCCGUCUCGACAAUUCAGUCACACAAAACACACCUACCGCCAACAAAUGACUUCUGAGAGCUUUCCAACUACUGAAUCAAUCUGGCUGCUCAUAUCCUGCUGUGUCCUUCAAUAACCUUGUGAAUGUUUGACUGCAGCAAUGGUACCCCUCAGUGCUGUGUUAAGUUUUUAAAUAAAAGGGUACUUCGAAAGCUUGAGAAGGUUUAAAGUAUAUUUUCCGCCAAAAAACCUUUAAAAUGUGGGGCUGGUGGGGCUGGGGCUAAAAGGAUGUUGGGUUUGUUCUGCACUUUCUCUAUGCAUAUUUGAACUCCCAACAUGUCAGCAGUGAGAUAAUCAAACCAAAACAACAAGUUUGUGUUGUUUGUAUCGGCGGUCACCUGCCGAGUUCUUUUCCCUUUGUUCGCUGGAUGACAGCGUUCUAAUAGAGUUCCUGUUUAUAGCUGGAUGCUUGCUUAUUUCUGUCUCUGGAUCUGUUGUUUACCAUCAGGUUCUCGUCUAUUAACACCUCCCACCCCCACCCCUUUGGCUUAUAUUUAUCCGCAAUACAGCUGCAUGUUUAGCGAUCACCUUCUGCUUGCAUGAAAAAGGGGGGUGCCGCCUCGGCCCAUCAUUCUGAUGAUUUUAAAGUGCAUUCUUUUGUGUGUUUGUUUUUGUGAAGAUGACAAUUCAGGGUAUUUCUGCUCAGUUGCUGUGCUUUAUUAAAAGCAAGGUCUUGCUUUGACAAACAAAACCUUUACUGUCACAGACUUUGAGACGUCUUCCUUAAAUCAGCGUAAGUGAGUGGUGAUGCUGCAGCGGGGGGCUGCUGACACGGGGAGUGAGAUGGGGGGGAAGUCAUGAUUGCUGUCCCUGUGUGUUCAUUGUCCGUGUCGAUUCCCACAGUAUGGCUGCCAUCCUGUGGCUGGCUUGUGUCACUACUUUGCAAAAUAAACUGAAGCUAUCAGUGGC
This is a messenger RNA of Oryzias melastigma (Indian medaka), 5410 nucleotides long. It is a transcript of the gene doc2g, whose product is annotated as double C2-like domains, delta. Lineage: Eukaryota; Metazoa; Chordata; Actinopteri; Beloniformes; Adrianichthyidae. Bases 662 to 1942 code for a protein of 426 amino acids. Gene Ontology annotation, cellular component: membrane. The transcript has 11 exons. The record is from RefSeq and is a predicted model, not a curated record.